Messenger RNA from Ctenopharyngodon idella (grass carp), 2651 nucleotides. It is a transcript of the gene cyth1a, whose product is annotated as cytohesin 1a. The coding region runs from base 208 to 1455 and encodes 415 amino acids. The transcript has 14 exons. The record is from RefSeq and is a predicted model, not a curated record. Gene Ontology annotation, biological process: regulation of ARF protein signal transduction. Gene Ontology annotation, molecular function: guanyl-nucleotide exchange factor activity. Lineage: Eukaryota; Metazoa; Chordata; Actinopteri; Cypriniformes; Xenocyprididae.
AGUUCUUGUGGCAAGUUGAGAAAGAGGAAACACAAAAAUUAAGUGUCACAGAGAGGAAAGCAUGAGAACGAGUCCCAUGGAUCACAGAGCAAAGCUGUGAGAUACUGAGACAUGACAGGCAGGCUGGUUUUGGCGUGCGUUGCUUGACCUGGCACUGAAGAGAGAAAAGCAGCAAAGAAAGACCAGAAAAACAUUCAAUCUGUGGUCAUGGGGAGUGUUAGUGAAUUGUGUGUGUCCAGUUUUCAAGCUUUCUUGUGUCCAACAAUACCAAGGAGUCCUCCAGUGCCUGACGACCUCACGCCUGAGGAGCAAAAAGAACUGGAAAACAUCCGCCGGCGAAAGCAGGAGCUGAUGGACGACAUUCAGCGUCUGAAGGAUGAGAUAGCUGAAGUGACCAGUGAGAUUGAAAACCUGGGUUCCACCGAGGAGAGGAAAAACAUGCAGAGGAACAAACAAGUGGCAAUGGGCCGCAAGAAAUUCAACAUGGACCCCAAAAAGGGGAUCCAGUUCCUCAUUGAAAAUGACCUUCUGAAGAACACCAGUGAAGACAUUGCACGGUUCCUCUACAAGGGUGAAGGUCUUAACAAGACUGCAAUAGGAGACUACCUAGGAGAGAGGGAUGACUUCAAUAUCCAGGUCCUUCAUGCUUUUGUGGAGCUGCAUGAGUUCACAGAUUUGAACCUGGUUCAGGCUCUCAGGCAGUUUCUCUGGAGUUUCAGACUUCCUGGUGAGGCACAAAAGAUUGACAGAAUGAUGGAGGCGUUUGCCCAGCGCUACUGCCAAUGCAACCCGGGAGUCUUUCAGUCCACAGACACAUGCUAUAUUUUGUCCUUCGCCAUCAUCAUGUUGAACACCAGCCUUCACAACCCAAACGUCAAGGACAAGCCCACAGUAGAGCGUUUCAUCUCCAUGAACAGAGGCAUUAAUGAGGGAGGAGACCUGCCAGAGGACCUGCUCAGGAACCUAUAUGACAGCAUCAAGAAUGAGCCCUUCAAAAUCCCUGAGGAUGACGGCAAUGACUUGACGCACACUUUCUUCAACCCGGACAGAGAGGGCUGGCUACUCAAACUGGGAGGGGGACGCGUCAAAACCUGGAAAAGACGGUGGUUCAUCCUCACAGAUAACUGCCUUUACUACUUUGAGUACACUACUGAUAAAGAACCAAGAGGCAUCAUCCCUCUGGAAAACCUCAGCAUUCGUGAAGUGGAGGACAAGAAGCCGCACUGCUUUGAGCUCUUCAUCCCUGACAAUAAGGACCAGGUGAUCAAGGCAUGUAAGACAGAGGCGGACGGACGGGUCGUCGAAGGGAACCACACCUUCUACCGCAUCUCUGCUCCCACUGCCGAGGAGAAAGACGAAUGGAUGAACAGCAUUAAAGCGGCCAUCAGUAGAGAUCCUUUCUACGAGAUGCUGGCGGCGAGGAAGAAGAAGGUCUCCUCCGUGAAGAGACACUAGAGCUGCUCAGGACGUGGUAGAUUCAGGGCUACUGGAACCGCUUCCCCUCGUGGAGGCAACUCAGCUGUGAAGAGUCUAAAACAACCUCCAACUUCAGAAAGAAAUCUUCACCAGGAUCAGCGAGGUCAAACCUUGCUAGACUCUGCGCCUCUUUUUAAAUGUCUCCUUGCUAAAGUGUGUGUGUGUGUGUGCGUUGGAAGGAAGUCAGUGGGCUUUUUUAAUUCGCUACUGCUUCCUUGAAACCCCCAAAGAGAACAUUUUUCCUCAUGCUCAACCAAAAUAUUCUCUUUGUUUCUCUCUCUCUCUCUUUCCUCUUUCUAUCCCUCUCGUCUCUCUUGCACACGCACGCACUUGCAUAAUCUGAAAUCAGCAGGUCUGACAGAAAGUUCCUACGUGCUUCGGAAAAGGAAGAUUUCCUUUGUGCUAUGAAAUGUACAGGCAAUACGUGUAUUUUUACAUUUUUUAUCGUGCACAAGCGGCUUGGUCCUCAGAGGUUUAUUUGUGUAUUUAAUUGUAAAAACACUUUCAAAGAAACUUCUAUUAUUUGCAACAGAUAAAGGAAAGGGUGGGAAAUCACCCUGGAUUCGUCAGACGCCAGCGUUUCUUGAAACGCGACAUAAGCAUAUAGUGUGUUGUGAGAAGCUGCUGCAGUAGUUUGUAUAUCGGCAGCGUUCACAGACGUUCUGCACACAUAAGCGGAAUUAUGAGAUUUCGUCAUUACAAGGAUAUCAAGCAUUGGUACUACCUCUCAGACAGACAAGGGCGGUAAUUUACAGAGGGGAAUGUUUUUAUUUUCCGUGAGGUCUUUAUCCCAGAGCGUUUGGACCUUCAAAUAAAAAGUUUUUCAUAAAAUGAGUAAAUGUGCCUAAAAACAGUUCAGCGUCAGUAACGACUGAAGUCCUCCGGAUGCUCCAGUGCCUGCUCGCAUUUCUUCUUUCUUGGGUUUCCAUCAGUCUAGCAGUUAUUCUUCACGCUAAAUAUUCAAUCUAAGCAGUAUUGGUUUAAUUUAUCAAAGAUGUACAUACUUUAGUGUAUAGAGAAUAUCGGUUUCCAUUUUAUAAAUGUGUGUACUGUAUGUAGCAGUAUUGUACUAGUUGAGUGCCAUUUUCUUUCUUCUUUUUUAUUUUUUAUUUUCUGGAGGUCGAUACCAUUGUAGUGGUAGCCAGACCAUGCUGAAAUAAAGAUAUUAUAGCAGA